Oikopleura dioica is the source of this 477-nucleotide messenger RNA. The record is from the annotation of a GenBank genome assembly. NCBI's taxonomy places the organism in Eukaryota, Metazoa, Chordata, Appendicularia, Copelata, Oikopleuridae.
AUGAGUGAAAAAAGCGAGAAGUCGGAAAUCAAGCUCGACGAGGUCAAAAAAGAGCUCGAAAAGACGACCGAAACUGUCGAAGAGAAAACUGCCGAAACUGCCGAAAACGCUGAAAACAACGAAGAAGAGGAGGAGGAGGGAGAAGAUUCCUUUCCUGAGCUAGUUCCAAAGGCACAUGACAAGUCCCACCAGACGAAACGGAGAGGAACGGGCUUUGUUUUCGACGAGAGCGCAGAGGAAACAGAAAAACAGAAAAAAGCUCUUCAAAAAACUUUCGAAAGCGCGAAAAAUGAAAUUUUAGAAGAGGAAGAGGAAGAAGAAGAAGAAGUGGAGGAAAAAAAAGAAGAAGAGAGUAGUCCAAAAGAAUCAAGUUCUAGCAAAGAAACAAGCCAAAAUCCGAAAUCCAGCGCGAAUUCUUCUGAAUCCUCGGCAUCAAAAUCAUCUGAUUCGGCGAGCGAAUCGUCCAUUAGCAAAUAA